AUGUCAGAAUUGACGACCAUCCAUUUCAAAUCCUUAAAGAUCCUCACGAGUAGCUUUUCAGGUCUCUCGUUCUCUAGACUAAGAGUUCUAGCGACAACAAACAUCACCAGUAUGAAGGAGAUGGAAAACGAUUUCGAGUGCUUGGAAGAGAUGGAUCCGAAUCAGGCUCCUGUGAAGAUCACACGGCGACUGGAGGACGAUGUACCUGUGAGAGGGAGGUCGACAGAGGCUGGUCAGGGUAAGACCAGGAGGAGAACUUCGCCAGUGCAGAAGAUUCGGGGAGACAUCGCAAGCGCCAAGCUCAUUGAGGAUCGAUUCGUUCAAGACAUGUCGACUCUCAAGCUCGCGCCGAUCCGAGUGGUGGAGGGAGAACAGCAGCAACGUCGACUCAGGUCGCGCUCAGCUGAAAGGAAUCAGCAGGACACGAAGAACCUCACGAAGCUCGCUCCUUCCCGCUCUCAGCACUCUUACUUCUCCAAGUUGAGCAGGCCCUCCAGCCCCGUCCAGGCUGCUCCCAGAGAGCCAGUGUCGGCUGAGAGAACCUUGAUCCUGCCGGAGCUGAACAUGAGCCGCAGCCCGUCCAACACUUCUCUGUCCUCCUCCUCAGGUGCAAGCGAACCCAAAUUCAAGGAGAAAACAAGGAGGCUCCGGGUGAAUACGAGGGACAGCGACGCGGCUGUGGCUCGACCCAGGGGCUCAUACAGCAGGUCACCCAGCCAGACGAAGCUGGAGGACAAGGUGGAUGAGAACGAUCAGGAUGCUUCGAGCGGAAUCUCGAACCUUUCCCGCACGCCCUCUCCUUCUCGCACCAACGCCAUGCUCAACUCAAGGAUGGUACGCGAUCGGUCGCUUGUGAGUCUGGGGAGUGCGGAGAAGCUGUCGUCUCAGUAUGACGUCAACGACGGCGCGCUGGUGGAGGAGACGAGGUCCGAGUACCGUGCCGAAGAUUUCUCAGAUGUUGUGAUUCAGCAGCUGAUAGAGCAGCAGAGGAAGAGCAUGACAGUCUUGUCGAGAUGCUACUCGGGGGCUGACCCGUUCGAUGAUGUUCAGUUUGUAUGA
This is a messenger RNA of Guillardia theta CCMP2712, 1059 nucleotides long. RefSeq lists its product as hypothetical. The transcript is spliced from 3 exons. The record is from RefSeq and is a predicted model, not a curated record. The coding region runs from base 1 to 1059 and encodes 352 amino acids. Lineage: Eukaryota; Cryptophyceae; Pyrenomonadales; Geminigeraceae.